UAUCGAUGGGUUGUUAUAUCGAUACGCUAUCAGGCAGUACACAGAAAAUUAUUUUUUGCUGAAAAAAACGCACAAAACGCGCAUUAAAAACACAAAAAGAACAAACGCGCCCAUCUUGCGACGGCCAGACAGGUCGCGAGUCAUUAAAUAUACAUAGUGAGCAACCAAAGGCGACGUUUUAAGGAGCCGACCGAGCGACAGCAACAGCCCCAGCCCUCGCCCAACAACAACAACUGUAACAGCAACAACAACGCCAACAGCACCACCCUAACCAAAGACAACUACAAAUACAACUACAACUACAAUCACACAAAGCAGCAGCAGCAGCAAACGCAACAAAUAUGCAGGCGAUUAAGUGUGUCGUUGUGGGUGACGGUGCCGUCGGUAAAACUUGCCUGCUCAUCUCGUAUACGACAAAUGCAUUUCCCGGCGAAUACAUACCCACCGUAUUCGACAAUUACUCCGCCAAUGUGAUGGUCGAUGCGAAGCCAAUCAAUUUGGGACUAUGGGAUACGGCCGGACAAGAGGAUUACGAUCGUUUGCGUCCAUUAUCGUAUCCACAGACAGAUGUCUUUCUCAUUUGCUUCUCGCUGGUGAAUCCGGCAUCGUUUGAGAAUGUGCGCGCCAAAUGGUAUCCGGAGGUACGUCAUCAUUGCCCCAGCACACCAAUCAUUUUGGUGGGCACCAAGCUGGAUUUGCGUGACGACAAGAAUACGAUUGAGAAGCUGCGUGAUAAGAAACUGGCGCCGAUAACAUAUCCGCAGGGAUUGGCCAUGGCCAAGGAGAUUGGAGCUGUCAAAUAUCUGGAGUGCUCAGCGCUAACGCAAAAGGGAUUGAAGACGGUCUUCGAUGAGGCCAUCAGAUCGGUUCUAUGUCCCGUUCUGCAGCCAAAGUCGAAGCGUAAAUGCGCAUUGCUCUAAUUUUAAGAUGCACACACACAACACACACACACACCACACACACAGAGGAACACCCACGAAGCAUUGUAUUUGUAUUUGUCGUCAAGUCUAUUUAAUAACGUAAUAUUAUUAACUAAUAACAAUUAUGUAACUUAAGCAGCAGUCAGCAAGCUAAGCGAAGAAGAAGAGCAAGAGAGAGAGAGAGAGAGUUGAGAGCGUGCCCAGGAGCAAGAAGGGAUCCUGAAUCCUGUCCAGAUUCAGCAGCUUAUCUGCUCCACACGCUUGAGAAACCGAAUUUUCUAUACUAACUUUUCAAGUUCUGUUCUGUUCUGUUAAUCGUCCUUUGUCGUUUUCACAUUUGUUUCGUUUCGUGUGUUUUGUUUUUCAUUUCAAUUACAAUUUGAACUAAUUUCAACCAUGUGCAUUAAUUUGAACUAAAAGUUAAUUAAAAAUUAAUGUUGUAAAACCAAAAAAAAAACUAUAAAAAAAAAAGAACUUUAUAAAAAGGAAAUUGUAUCUAAGGAGCCGAAUAGUCGCAACAGCAUAAAUGAAAAGUCGCCUCUUAAAAUAGAUGAAGAUGAAGAUCAUAAUGAUGAUGAUAUUGAAUGAUGUAUCAGUCAGUAAACGUUCCAUUGCAAUUACAAUUUAAAUAACUACACAUAUUGUAUUUAGAUGUUGAUUGAAACUGUUGCUGAGAAACGAAGGUAGUGAGAAGCUGGAAAAUAAUGGCAAAGAUUAGGCAGAAUAUUAUAAUAAAAAAAAACAAAAACAUAUACAUAUAUAUAAAACAAAAGAAAAUUUAUAAAUUUUCGAUGUAUGGGAUGCAAUUCCUAAAGGCAUCAGCGCAAUUUCCAUAUUGUGUGGAACCAAACCAACUUUUUAAUUGCCUAGAUCCAGGAGCUACAUAAUAAGAUAAUGUCCUUCGUAUACUAUGUACAUGUACUGAUUUAAAAUACACAACAAAGAAACACAAAAUGAAACUUUGAAUACUUUGUAUUUUAAAUAUUGAGAAAAAAAUGCGAAAAACGUAAAAACAGCAAAUUUAUAACAUACAUAAAAUUCAUACAUAAAUGUGUCAAUGGAAUUCAAAUAAAGCAUAUAAAAAUUUAA
This is a messenger RNA of Drosophila innubila, 2009 nucleotides long. RefSeq names its product ras-related protein Rac1 (gene Rac1). Gene Ontology annotation, molecular function: protein kinase binding; GTP binding; GTPase activity. Lineage: Eukaryota; Metazoa; Arthropoda; Insecta; Diptera; Drosophilidae. The transcript has a single exon. Gene Ontology annotation, biological process: cortical cytoskeleton organization; regulation of actin cytoskeleton organization; regulation of cell shape. Bases 342 to 920 code for a protein of 192 amino acids. Gene Ontology annotation, cellular component: cell projection; plasma membrane; cytoskeleton. The record is from RefSeq and is a predicted model, not a curated record.